AGAGCAGAAAGCUGGAGGGCAGUUGGCGAACGACUGCGUUGGCACGCGGUGCUUUCGCAUUUCAAUACGAAUAUUGGCUGCCGGUAUCAAGGUCAAGCGACGACGAUAGCUUCGAUCGAAGCUAUUGAAGUGGUCGUAAGCGACGACACUUCGAAAUACACGAAUUACGUCGGUUAGAUCGUCGCCUACAGCAUGCAAGUACGGACGUGUUGGAUAAGGAUCGCGAAGAGAACCAUGAGGUUCAUAGCAGCCAUCGCCGGGUAUUUCCUGAUCUUCGUUCUGCCAGAUAUCGAAGCACACCUGGAGAUCAAACGGAGUAUAGACCUGAACGACGUUUACUUGCCCAAAGUAAGCCAACGCAGAUUACCAACAGAAGUAGUGCCGACCAGCUAUCACCUGGAACUUCAACCUUUUAUCGGGAAUGACAAAUUCAAAGGUCGAGUUAAGAUCAAUGUCACUUGGUUAGAUACCAGUGACAUAAUUGUUUUAAAUGCUCAUCCACAUCUUGAAAUCACGAAAUACAAUGUUAGGAUCACGGAGGCAUCGUUGGAAGAAAGGGAAAAGGGCCUGCCACUGAUGGCUGUAAACGUUGCGAGAGUCAGUCGUCGUUCUUCGUGGCCAUCUAGCUACGCGAUUCACCUGGAACAGAUGCUAAAGAAAGGCACCAGCUGUGAAGUGGAUCUCACCUUCACUGGAAAUCUCACCACCAACGAUACCAGCAGUUUCUUCAAACGCGAAUAUACCGACAGCAGUGGACAAAAGCAUCCCUUCCUGGCUACCAACUUCAGAUUGGACAACGCGCAAACUGUUUUUCCUUGUAUGGAUGAGCCUCCUUACAAAGCGACCUUCAAACUCAGCGUUCAGCGUCCGAAGAACAUGACUGCUCGUUCAAACACUCCCCUGGAAAGUAGCAUAGAAACGACCGAUGAGCCGGAUUUAGUCUGGGAUCACUUUACCAAGACACCGCAAAUGUCAACGUACCAAUUAGCUUUGAUAAUAUCGGACUUUGAGAGCAUCUCGCCUACUCAGGAAAUCAAUGAAAUGGAUGGGAGAAAGGUCGAGAUUAAAGUGUGGGGUCGAAAGGAAUACUUGGACUCCCUAAAAAGCAUACCCGACAAGGUUGUCUGGAUCAUGAACUAUUUACAGGAUUACUUCAACAGCUCGAUUGUUUUACCAAAACUCGACUUGGUAGCCGUUCCUUCGUACGGUGCUACCAAAGCAUCUGACAGUUGGGGCUUGAUGUUCUUCAAGGAAAGUGAACUGAGUAGUCCGUCCAUUUGGGACACAGCUUAUGAAUUAAUUUAUCAAUGGAUCGGUCAAUAUAUCACACCAUUCCGUUGGAGCGAUGCACCUGUUAACAAAGCACUUAAUUCAUUCCUAGCUUCAAUGACGACGGUGAACCUGAAUCCGGACGAAAUGGAAGGGAAAUGGCCACUGACUAUGCUAUAUUCCCUUUAUUAUGAAUUUGCAAAGAUUGAACCUUUCGGAAGGGUCGUUGGUAUCAGAAACGAAGCUACAUCAUCGAAAACGGAGCUGGUAUUCCGGAUGUUCAAUUACACUCUCGGCAAAGAUUUAUUCCAGAAAGGCGUUAGAAAUUUUAUACAACAAAAUUCGGAAGAGAAUCUACGAACCUUCUUUGCAGAUGACAUUUAUAGCCGAUUAAACGAUGUCGCGGCUGAAACGGAGAUUUUGCCAAAAGGCUUGACAGUCAACUCAAUCGCGGGACCGUGGACCAAUCGAGAUAGAGUACCAUUGGUCACUGUUAUUCGCAAUUAUGAAACUCAAACAAUUACACUUAGCCAAAAAGUCUACCUCAGGGAAGCUCCACGAGCCUCCACUCCUAAAGUUUCUUAUGAAUGGGAUAUACCAGUAGUGAUGAUUUCCCAAGAAAAAUUGAAUAUUCAAGAGUCUUGUCUCCUAUGGCUGACGAAAGGAAAUAAAAUGAAGAAUGUGACAGAUAUCGCUAACGAAAACCAGUUUAUCAUUGUCAAUCCAGAGGAAAUAGGUAUGUUUCCGGUAAACUAUGACUCCUGUAACUGGAAAAUGUUAUCACAGUAUUUGCAAAGUCCAGACCGAGAAAAGAUUCCUGUUUUGACCAGAGCAAAACUCCUUCAUGAUUCUUGGAAUUUAGCAUAUUCUGGAGAACUAUGCUUCAAAAUUGCUUUAAAUAUGACUCUCUUUUUGAAAGAAGAAAGGAGUCACGUCGUAUGGGAACCAGUCUUUAUGAUGAUCGAUCACGUUGGUAGACGUAUCGAGGGAUCUCAUGUACACUCCAAAUUCGAGGCAUACAUACGUACCUUGUUGAAGCCUCUAUAUGAAGAACUCAGUAGAACUGUAGAACCAAAUGAACCAUCUUGGAAAACUCAUAUGCGAGGAAUGGCAAAAAAUUUCCUUUGUCGUGUUGGAUAUGAACCAUGCGUUAACGAAGCGAGGGAUCAGUACAAAAAGUGGCUGACUGAUAAGGAACCAGAUAAAGGAAAUCCAGUUGCCAAUGAAUUUAUUUGCCCAGUAUUUAAGUGGGGUUCUGAAGAAGAAUGGGAAUUUGGACUUCAACGUGUUAUAAAUUUCCCUCAGAAUAGUCCAGAAAGAAAACAAAAUGAACGUACAUAUCUUUUGAAAUCCUUAGCUGGUUGUCCAAAAGAUACAUAUAAAAUUGAAAGAUUAUUAAAUGUAACAUUUCUUGAUCAGAAUGGAAAUUUUACUGACUCAGACAUCCAACUGAUUUUUAUUACAUUAAGUGGUGGAGCAGCUGGUUACACAACUCUCUUCAACUUUUUAACUGAAAACUGGGAUAUGGUGAAACCGAGAUUUGAAGAUAAAAAGCCUCUUUUGUACCACAUAGUAAAAUCUGCAACUUCCCCGUUUAGCAAUCAAAAGGGUUUGGAUAUAGUUCGUAAAUUGUAUGAAAGUCAUUCAGAAGAACUUCCACCAGAGCUUAUGAACCAAAAACCUUACACGAUGGAAAUAAGAGAAUGGAGUAAAAAGAAUCUUCCAGUAAUUGAUACUUGGCUUAUGGAAAAUUUGCCAAGAGAAGAAUUGGAAGCCAUUAAAGCUUAUCCGGUUACCACUACUAUGGCUCCUACCAUGGAAUAAUUAGAAAAAGUAAACUCAUAAUUGGAAAUUGAACAAAAGUACUAACAAUUUAGAAAUGUAAAAAAGUUUUUUAAUUUCUGGAGUAUUUACAAGCUAUAUCAUGAACCAGUAACAUACUGCUUGGUUUAAAAAUAUAAAUAACUUGUUGACUUCAGCAAUAACAUGCCUUCUAACAAGAUGGCUUCUAGCAAUAAGAUUAAAAAUUAUUCUAAUAAUUAUAAAUACAACUAUAAUGUAAAAUUGUUUAAAAAACCGGAUUUAAUGAUUGUUAAUAAUUUGGAUUUAAUAAUGUAUCAUUGUAAUUUAUAUUUUCUUUAUUUAUUAUAGGUACAAAGCUUUUAUUAAUGUAUAAUUGCUACUACAUAUGUAUUUAAGUUUGAGUAAAUAGUGCAAUUACAUAAAUU
This is a messenger RNA of Bombus pascuorum, 3497 nucleotides long. Its product is annotated as aminopeptidase N. The transcript is spliced from 15 exons. Gene Ontology annotation, biological process: proteolysis; peptide catabolic process. Gene Ontology annotation, cellular component: cytoplasm. Gene Ontology annotation, molecular function: zinc ion binding; metalloaminopeptidase activity; peptide binding. The record is from RefSeq and is a predicted model, not a curated record. Lineage: Eukaryota; Metazoa; Arthropoda; Insecta; Hymenoptera; Apidae. Bases 193 to 3093 code for a protein of 966 amino acids.